This is a messenger RNA of Zonotrichia leucophrys gambelii, 2978 nucleotides long. RefSeq names its product signal recognition particle 68 (gene SRP68). Bases 24 to 1871 code for a protein of 615 amino acids. Gene Ontology annotation, molecular function: signal recognition particle binding; 7S RNA binding; endoplasmic reticulum signal sequence receptor activity. The transcript is spliced from 16 exons. Gene Ontology annotation, biological process: SRP-dependent cotranslational protein targeting to membrane. The record is from RefSeq and is a predicted model, not a curated record. NCBI's taxonomy places the organism in Eukaryota, Metazoa, Chordata, Aves, Passeriformes, Passerellidae. Gene Ontology annotation, cellular component: signal recognition particle, endoplasmic reticulum targeting.
UGCGGCCGCGGCCCCGCUGCAAGAUGGCGGCGGAGCGUCAGGGAGGCGGCGGCGGCCGCGGGGCCGGGGCGGAGGAGAACAAGGAGCACAAGGACGGCAAGGACAACAAGGAGAACGAGCGGCCGGCGGGGCCGCAGCCCGGCGGCCUCGGCGAUAGCCUGGGCCUGGAGAUCCUGCAGAUCGUGAAGGAGUCGCAGCAGCAGCACGGCCUGAGGCAUGGAGACUUCCAGAGGUACAGGGGUUAUUGCUCCCGCAGGCUGAGGCGGCUCCGCAAAACUCUCAACUUCAAGAUGGGCAACAGACACAAGUUCACUGGGAAGAAAGUAACUGAAGAGAUUCUCUCAGACAACAGGUAUUUGCUGCUGAUCCUGAUGGAUGCAGAGAGGGCCUGGAGCUAUGCCAUGCAGCUGAAGCAGGAGGCCAACACGGAGCCCCGCAAGCGCUUCCAUUUGCUGUCGCGGCUGCGCAAGGCUGUGAAACACGCCGAGGAGCUGGAGAGGCUCUGUGAGAGCAACAGGGUGGAUGCCAAGACUAAGCUGGAAGCUCAGGCGUACAUGGCUUACCUCACCGGCAUGCUGCGCUUCGAGCACCAGGAGUGGAAGGCAGCAAUGGAGGCUUUCAACAAAUGCAAGACCAUCUAUGAAAAGCUGGCCAAUGCUUUCACAGAAGAACAAGCUGUGCUGUACAACCAGCGUGUGGAGGAGAUCUCACCCAACAUCCGCUACUGUGCCUACAACAUUGGUGACCAGUCUGCCAUGAAUGAGUUGAUGCAGAUGAGACUGAGGUCUGGUGGCACUGAAGGUCUUCUUGCAGAAAAACUGGAGGCACUGAUCACCCAGACUCGGGCAAAGCAGGCAGCCACCAUGAGUGAGGUGGAGUGGAGAGGGAGAACUGUCCCAGUGAAGAUUGACAAAGUGAGGAUCUUCCUGCUGGGGCUGGCUGACAACGAGGCAGCAAUUGCUCAGGCAGAAAAUGAGGAGACAAAGGAACGUUUGUUUGAGUCUUUACUCAGUGAGUGCAGAGAUGCCAUUCAGGCAGUUCGGGAAGAAUUGAAACCUGACCAGAAGCAGCGAGAACACUCUCUGGAAAAUGAUUCUGGGAAGGUGUCCAACAUCCAGUACUUACACAGUUAUUUGACCUACAUCAAGCUGUCCACGGCCAUCAAGCGCAACGAGAGCAUGGCCAAGUCCCUGCAGAAGGCCCUGCUGCAGCAGCAGCGCUCCGACGAGGACGGCAAGCGCUCGCCGCGGCCGCAGGACCUCAUCCGCCUCUACGACAUCAUCCUGCAGAACCUUGUGGAACUCACACAACUUCCUGGCCUAGAAGAGGACAAGAACUUCCAAAAGGAGAUUGGAUUGAAGACACUUGUGUACAAAGCUUACAGGUGUUUCUUCAUUGCCCAGUCCUAUGUCCUGGUGAAGAAGUGGAGUGAAGCCCUCGUGCUGUACGAGAGGGUGCUGAAAUACGCCCGCGAGGUUCAGUCGGGAGCUGGAGCUCACAGGAACAGCCUGAAGGAGCUGCCUGAUGUUCAGGAUCUCAUCACUCAAGUCAAUGCAGAGAAGUAUUCCUUGCAAGCAGCAGCUAUUUUAGAUGCAAAUGAUCCUCAUGAGACUGAGUCUCCAUCUCAGGUCAAGGAUGGCAAGCCUCUCUCAGAACGGUUUGAGACUUUCUGCCUGGAUCCUUCCCUGGUCAGCAAGCAAGUCAGCCUCGUGCACUUCCCACCAGGAUUCCAGCCCAUUCCAUGCAAACCCUUGUUCUUUGACCUGGCCCUUAACCAUGUUGCUUUCCCACCUCUGGAGGACAAGGUGGAGCAGAAGGCCAAGAGUGGCCUCACAGGAUAUAUAAAGGGCAUUUUUGGAUUCAAAAGUUAACCAGGACCCCCAGAGGAACAGAGGUUUUAUUCUGUAUUGAAGGAGAAGCUCCAAGAGGUUCUAGGACACAAAUACCUGCACCUGAAACCAAGAGAGGGAAGUUUUACCAUCUUCUCCCCUGUGUCCUGUGUUCAUGUCUGUGCACACACAUUCUCUCCCAGUGUAUUAAAGACAAACAAUUACUCAGAAACAAACAUACACUAUAAAUAGCUGAAAAUAACCUGGAGCACAGAGAAAUUCCUUUCUGCUUGGAGAAGUUUGUGAUCAGUGACCUGUCCAGGGUUGGUACACAUCUACUCACCACGGACCAGGGCAUGGAUACAAUUUGAUUCCUGCCUCUGUCCCGUAAUUUGACACUAUUAUUUGUUUUUUUGAUCUAGAAAUUGGGGUGUAAUUGGGAAAUAGAGGCAGAAGUAGAGGCAGAGCUAAACCAGCAAGGUGAGGCUUCCACACAAUGGCUGUGGAACAGUGGCCAAGCCAGCAACUUCUCCUUCCCUUUCAACCCAGAAGUCUCUAUAUUUUUUAAGAAUGUAACAUUCUGAAAUGACAAAAUAGAGCCUCUUUCCUUAUCAGUAAGGAUGGCAAACAUCAAAUAUUGAUGGUUACCCCUGCUGUGGUGGUGAAUUUGUAUUCUGGGCCAACAGCACCCUUCUUUAUUCAUACACACACUUCAUUACAUACCUACAUACAGUAUAGAACCUAUUCCUGAAAGUAUUUUCCUGGGAAAAUAGCUUCAUGGGUGGCUUUAGCAAUAGCUACUUGCUCUUCUUGGGAAGUUGGGUCUCUUGGUGUUUGUUUUGUCUUUGAUCUAAACCUUCCUGAAAACAAGAUGAUCUUUUUCUGGAGUUCAUCUAUUGCUUUGUUUCUUGUCCCUGGUCAGUAGCUACAUGUGAAAUGAGGGAUGAGGAACAGCAGACCAGUAGGUUUGUGAGUGAUAAUUCAUCUCUGUCGUGCCAGACAGCGUUUUUUAUAAAGCACCCAGGUGCCACGGGGAUGGGCACUUUGAAAGUGCACAUAAUUUCAUAAUUGUGAUCAAUUCAGUAGGGAAAAAACCCACAGCACAUGGGCAGAACUGUUCCUAAAUAAAGCAUUUGGAAGAUUCCAUCA